Messenger RNA from Suillus discolor, 500 nucleotides. RefSeq lists its product as uncharacterized. The record is from RefSeq and is a predicted model, not a curated record. The transcript is spliced from 2 exons. Lineage: Eukaryota; Fungi; Basidiomycota; Agaricomycetes; Boletales; Suillaceae. Bases 64 to 258 code for a protein of 64 amino acids.
GGCCUACUAAAAUGUAUAAAAAGCCCUCAGUGCAGUGUACCGACGAUCCUCUUAUCUCCAAACAUGCAGCUUUCUGUGCUCUUUACUGCGCUUGUAUCUUUUGUCAUCCUUGCGGCAGCGUCACCCGCUGCGCCAGGAGCCAUCUCGAAACGUUUCUUUAAACGAGAGAACCUUGACAUCAAUUUUGAACGUGAUCUCCCGAAGACUGGUCUUGAUGAUCGGGGUCUGCCAUGUGACGAAUCGUUAGGCUCGGACUGAGAACGAGAACGAAGACUUGGGAUUGGGUCAAAGACUACAGAACGGGGAGAAUCAAAGGAGAACGUGUAUAAGGCAUGCAACGAAGAGUGAUUGCGUAUGUAAAAGAAAGAAAUGAGUACAUACGAGAGUGACGUCGAUAGUUGUAUCUUAACAAGCAAGACAAACGCGAGCAGCUGAAGACUGGUCUUGAUGAUGGAGUGGUGAUGCUUUUCAUAAGACAACACGCUGUCAUCAUGGCGCCA